This is a messenger RNA of Ceutorhynchus assimilis (cabbage seed weevil), 2241 nucleotides long. The record is from the annotation of a GenBank genome assembly. Lineage: Eukaryota; Metazoa; Arthropoda; Insecta; Coleoptera; Curculionidae.
CGAAAACUCGUUUGAAAAACGGCAGUUGUUACGGGGAGAGCGACCAGUGAACGUCUUAGGUUAGACGGUUUUAUUUUAAUUUGGUGAAGUUGCAUUUUCCCAAAAGUUUUCCUGUUGAACGCGUCGAUUUCCGCGAUUAGAGACGUCUUUGGUUACGCAACGGAACUAAAAUUAGAACAGCGUGUGCAUUCCAAAUUCAACUUUUGGUGUUUUAGUGCUGGAUAUAGUAGAGUUUUGGUUUGAAACAAUACUUGGUGGACUAAUUGGUGAUUUUCUACUUCCAAAAGUGAUUUGACAGGUCGCUUCCAAUCGCAUCGUGCAAUGACCGAGGGUUGAAGAAAGAAAACCCGUUUUGCCGCCCCCGAUAGUGCGAUGCUGUCGGCUGGCAUGGGUUACGGGGCCGCCCCCGGAACGAUGACGGGCACCACGCCUCCCUAUUCUCCCCCUUUGGCCCGUCAUAGCCCCCUACCAAGCUUCGGAUUUACGCAGGAGCAAGUCGCUUGCGUGUGUGAGGUUCUGCAGCAAGCAGGGAACGUAGAAAGACUGGGCAGAUUCCUAUGGUCGUUACCGGCAUGUGAUAAACUCCACAAUAAUGAAUCCGUGCUCAAAGCUAAAGCAAUCGUCGCUUUCCAUAAAGGCAACUUCAAGGAUCUGUAUAAAAUACUAGAAGGACAUCAGUUCAGUCCGCACAAUCAUGCCAAGUUACAAGCCUUAUGGCUCAAAGCUCAUUAUAUUGAAGCUGAAAGACUUCGAGGUAGGCCAUUGGGCGCAGUAGGCAAAUACAGAGUCAGACGAAAAUUCCCAUUACCAAGAACAAUAUGGGACGGCGAAGAAACAAGUUAUUGUUUUAAAGAAAAAUCCAGGAGCGUACUGCGCGACUGGUACUCACACAAUCCUUACCCUAGUCCGAGGGAAAAGCGAGAACUUGCCGAAGCCACUGGUUUAACGACAGUGCAAGUUUCGAAUUGGUUUAAAAAUAGGCGACAACGAGAUAGAGCCGCCGAACAUAAAGAUAGUAACCCAUCGAUUUCGGACAAACCGCACAUGGACACCAGCGGCUCGGACAGCGAAUCCGAAGGACACAAAAUGACGGGCUACAAUCCAGGUGGUAUGGUGCCUCCUCAAUUGAACGCCUACCCCACGCUCACAGCCUCCGGAAUGGGGCAACCCCUCUAUCAGCCAGGCGGUAUUCUGCACGACUAUCAAACGUUGUGACAGUGGUUGACAGUUCCUGCGACGGACACGAUCCAGAACAAUAAUAUUAAUAAUAAUAGUUUUUAAUGGGUACCUAGAAGUUGUUAGAGGAGAAUGAUGAAGAACAGAGGAUAAAGUUAUUUUAUAAGUAGAGCAGCUGCAAAUUAGCAAAAAACUUUUGACUUAAAGUUAAUACCAAAUAUUUGAAGGUUCUAGUAAAGAGUUAUUGUCUUUACUGCACAGCAGAAGGUCACUGCUUAAGCUUCUUAGCAUGGGCUGAACACAGUUUGAAAUGAAGUUUCGCGAAAAUACAUGAUCCAGAACUGUAUUUUUGAAUUGAGGUGAUAUGAAGGUAUUAAAAGCGUAAUUUCGAUCUGAGUCCUUAUACUUGAAACAGGGGAGCAGCCUUGCCUUGAGCAUCCUUCCCAGGAGAACGAGUGUUCCGUCUUUGUUACUUAUACUUACCUAUUAUCAUUUGUAUAUCAUUGAGAAAGACGGAACACCCAUUCUCUCGGGAACGUUGCUCCCCUGUUUCAAGAAUAAGAACUAAGAACCCUGAUGAGAAAUACAUUUUGAAUAUGUUCUCCUAGGUGUGAAUCCAUGUGGUUAUAGUUCAAAUCUAAAGUUAUUCUGAGUAAUGUGUAAUUGAAUAUCUCUGUUCUUUUUAGCGGGAAAAUGUACUUAAAUGCACACUAUGCAAAGCAUAUUCGAGUGCGAUUGUAAAUUACAAAGCAGGCGUCAAACGUCUAUAUUUAUAUUUAAGAUUUUUUCACCAUUUCACUUUUGUAUAGUUUGUAUUAAAUAGUAUAUAGGGAAUAUGAAUCACCAAAAGUCACAACCCAGAUUCAAACAGACAUAAUAAAGGAUUUAAACCUUAUCAUAUUUCAGUCCUGUACAAUUAAUAACUAUUUGUAUCAAAAAUAUCAUAGACUUAGAUUUACAAUCGCCUAAUUCUUAAUUUAUCUGUUUAUUGAUUUUUUUGUUAUCUGAAUAAAAUUGUUUUAUAAAAAUUAUUAUGCUGUAAAUAAAAUGUGAUUUUUAAUUAUU